ACUUACUUCCUAUUUUGGUUUUUUUUUAUAUCAUAAGCCUUUAUUUAAAAAUAUUAUGGCUCAAAAAUUAAUAUGUGAAACAACAGUAAAUAUUACAAAUGCAUACAUUUACACCAAAAGAAGUAACAGGAAAGAAAACAAAAGUGAAGAUGACUUGAAAUUAAGCUUAACCCAUAUUAAUAAGGAGCUAGAAAAAAAAGAUGCUGUAAUAAAAGAAAUGGAAAUAGAUACUAAAUUUAAAGAAAAUCAAAUUAAAACUUUGAGAGAAGACCAAAAAAUUUUAGAAAAUAGAAUAGAUACAUUAGUUAAAAAUGAAAUAUUUAAUCAAAAUUACAUUGAAACACUUACCAAUACAAUACAGGAAAAACAAUCUAGCCAACAAAAGAAGCAACUAGAAAUCACUAAAUUAAAUGAUUUGAACAACCAUCUUAAAAAUAUGCUUUCAACAAAUGAAUCCGAAUUGGUAGAAAAAGAUAACAUUUAUCAAAAUACAAUAAAAAGCUUAGAGUCAAAAAAUGUAAAACUCGUUGAAGAAAACAUGAACUUACAGCUUGAAACUGCAAGUCAAAUAUCUCAAAUAAAGAUAUUAGAAGAUAAAAUACAUGAUUUUCAGUCUAAAGAACAGAAAUUGAAUCAACAACUAAGAGAUGUUACAAAUAAAAAUAAAAUUUUGGAACAAAAGUUAAGUGAAAGUGUUGAUUUAAAUGAAAAAUUAGACAGUGAAUUAAAUAUAAUUUUAGACAUUAAUAAAGAAAUGGACCAAAAAUUAGAAGAAUCCUACAGAAAAAUUGAUGAACUUAUAUCUAGUGAAAAUAAGAACAGUGUUUUAAUGAAACAAUUAGAAAGCCAGAAUUUAGCUAGACUAGCUAAAUUUAUUGGACACUUUAAACAACAAUUAAAAAGUACAGAAAAAGCUCUAUUAAAUCAAAAGACUCAGGCUGAACAAGAUAAUCAAGUUUUUAAAUUGAAGGUUUUAGAACUUCAAAAACAACUUAAACAAUAUAAACAAAAAUACCAUAAAAUGUCAAAAGACUAUGAAAUUUUAAAAUUAAGUGGAAUCCAGGAUACUGAUAUUAAACUACAAAUACAAUUAGAAAAAACAGAAAAAAAAGUAAUGGAGUGGCAAAAAAAAUAUAAUGAUUCCUUAUUUGAAAAUCAUAACAUUCAAAAUAAAGUAUCAAAAUAAUAUACAAAUGAAUUAAGAUAAUGUGGUGUACAAAUAUUUUUCAAAUGAAUAUGUUUUCAAUUAAGUAUAGCUAGAAAGUUUGGAAGGUGAAUAUCAACACUUACAAAAUAAAAUACAUGAAAUGCAAGAUAAGCAUUUCCUUGAUGAAUGUGAGAAAUUAGAAAGUAACAUUAAGGAUUUUAAACUUCAAGAAGAAUUAAAUCGAAAACAAUCUAGAUUAAUUACAAAUUUGGAGGUAGAAAAGACAAAAUUAACAAGCAAAGUAAUCAAAUACCGUUAAAAAUACAACAAAAUUAAAGCAUAUAUAGAAGAAGUUAAAUCAAUGAUAACAAGUCAAAAUAUAAAAAAACUAGUGGAAGAAAAUAUUGAUCACUGUAAAACAAAG
Molecule: messenger RNA, 1571 nt
Organism: Daktulosphaira vitifoliae (grape phylloxera)
Lineage: Eukaryota; Metazoa; Arthropoda; Insecta; Hemiptera; Phylloxeridae
Exons: 11
Coding region: 56-1186 (376 amino acids)
Source: RefSeq, a predicted model, not a curated record